CCGCCUCUCUUUUAUCUCUCCCUUUUCACAUAUUAAUAUAUAAACAAUACAACAAAAGCUAUAUAUUUGUAUUAUUAUAUUAUAUACACACAUAUCUCAACAAGUUCUCCUUUCUUUCUUUGCUCAUUCAAAGACCGAGAGAGAGAGAGAGAAAGAGAGAGAUAUCCAAAGGCUGCUCAAGCAAAGCUCUAGCCUUGGUCUUUCGCAUUUUCUGUCACCAUGAUCUCCUUGCAUAGAAGCUGUUUUCUGAACAACAGCGGCAUUUCUGGGUCGUCAAGCCUUUUCUCUUACAAGUUGAAUAAGCUGCCGCCAGCUUCGGUCAAAGCGACGGCUUUAGGUCCCAACAGCGAUACAAACGCCAGCGUUCUGAUUGAGAACAACAAUGCAUUCAAAGAAAUAACACAAGAUGGCACUUCUUCUGCUGCUGACGUGGACAUCAAUCUCACCGUUGCCGGCGGUGAUCGUGAAGUCUACUAUGAUGACGCCGCCACAGAGGAUCAGCUUGUCACCCCUUGGUCUGUCUCUGUUGCUAGUGGGUAUUCUUUGUUGCGAGAUCCUCACCACAACAAAGGCCUUGCCUUCACCGAGAAAGAGAGAGAUGCUCAUUACUUGCGUGGUCUUCUUCCCCCAACCGUUAUUUCUCAAGACCUACAGGUGAAGAAAAUGAUGUAUAGUAUCCGAAAGUAUAAAGUUCCUUUGCAGAAAUACAUGGCCAUGAUGGAUUUGCAGGAGACAAAUGAAAGGCUGUUCUACAAACUUCUGAUCGACAAUGUCGAGGAGUUGCUGCCAGUUGUGUAUACUCCAACUGUUGGUGAAGCUUGCCAGAAAUACGGGAGCAUCUUCAGGCGUCCUCAGGGUCUUUUUAUCAGUUUGAAAGAAAAGGGUAACAUUCAUGAAGUUCUGAGAAAUUGGCCUCAGAAGGAUAUUCAAGUCAUUGUUGUCACUGAUGGGGAAAGAAUUUUGGGUCUAGGAGACCUCGGAUGUCAGGGAAUGGGAAUACCUAUAGGGAAGCUUUCUUUAUAUACGGCACUAGGAGGGGUCUGUCCGUCUGCUUGCUUGCCUGUAACCAUUGAUGUGGGCACGAACAAUGAGCAGAUGUUGAAUGACGAGUUCUAUAUAGGACUUAGGCGAAGGAGAGCUACCGGACUGGAAUAUGCCGAACUUAUGGAUGAAUUCAUGACUGCAGUCAAGCAGAACUAUGGGGAGAAAGUUCUCAUUCAGUUUGAAGAUUUUGCAAAUCACAAUGCAUUUGAUUUGCUUGCUAAAUAUGGCACAACUCAUCUGGUUUUCAAUGACGAUAUUCAGGGAACAGCAUCUGUGGUCCUUGCAGGGCUUGUUGCCGCAUUGAAAGUAGUUGGCGGAACCUUGGCUGAUCAUAGAUUCUUAUUCCUCGGUGCUGGGGAGGCUGGUACUGGCAUAGCAGAACUCAUAGCACUUGAGAUUUCAAAACAGACAAAUAUGCCACUUGAAGAGGCUCGCAAGAAGAUUUCGCUUGUGGACUCCAAGGGACUGAUUGUUAAAUCCCGCAUUGACUCUCUUCAGCAUUUCAAGAAGCCCUGGGCUCAUGAUCAUGAACCCAUCAAGAAACUUGUUGAUGCUGUUAAUGGAACCAAGCCGACAGUGUUGAUUGGAACAUCGGGAGUAGGAAGGACAUUUACUAAAGAAGUUGUUGAGGCUAUGGCUGCCUUGAAUGAUAGACCUAUUAUAUUCUCUCUUUCUAAUCCGACUUCUCAAUCGGAAUGUACUGCUGAAGAAGCUUAUACAUGGAGUAAGGGUCGAGCAAUUUUUGCCAGUGGAAGCCCAUUCGACCCCGUUGAAUACGAGGGAAGAGUAUUUGUGCCUGGUCAGGCAAAUAAUGCAUACAUCUUCCCUGGCUUUGGUCUCGGUUUGAUAAUGUCUGGUGCCAUCCGUGUUCAUGAUGACAUGCUUCUGGAAGCCGCGGAAGCUUUGGCUGCACAAGUGACGCAAGAGAACUUCGACAAGGGACUCAUUUACCCACCAUUCAAAAACAUUAGACAGAUUUCAGCCAACAUUGCCGCAAAUGUUGCAGCUAAAGCAUAUGAACUUGGUUUGGCUACUCGCCAGCCUCGGCCUAAGGACCUUGUGAAGUAUGCAGAGAGCUGCAUGUACAACCCUGCCUAUCGAAGCUACCGGUAAAGUUGUAUUGAAGCUUGUCUUUUGGAAACAAACCCCUCGCCCUAAACCAUUCCUUCUCAUAUCUUGUCUUGCAAGUUACUUGGUGGGAAAGAUAAAUGUAGGUUGAGAAAAAGGAAACAUGUUGUUAUGGACUUGAAAAGGUUUUAACCUGAAAUAUAAGGUUCUUUGAAGUGUCAAAGAUGGUGUGCUACUAACUACAUUAAAAAUCACCAAUGGCCUUGCUUGGGCUGAUAUUCCAAGAUUAAAUAGGACCAAAGUCAAUUGCUUAGAAAACACGACAAAGGUUUUAAAUUCAUUUUCCGUUGUUAAUAUCAAUCUUUAAAUUUUAUUAUA
Molecule: messenger RNA, 2490 nt
Organism: Gossypium raimondii (Peruvian cotton)
Lineage: Eukaryota; Viridiplantae; Streptophyta; Magnoliopsida; Malvales; Malvaceae
Product: NADP-dependent malic enzyme
Exons: 20
Coding region: 220-2157 (645 amino acids)
Biological process (GO): malate metabolic process; pyruvate metabolic process
Cellular component (GO): chloroplast
Molecular function (GO): NAD binding; malate dehydrogenase (decarboxylating) (NADP+) activity; malate dehydrogenase (decarboxylating) (NAD+) activity
Source: RefSeq, a predicted model, not a curated record